Molecule: messenger RNA, 879 nt
Organism: Ilex paraguariensis (yerba mate)
Lineage: Eukaryota; Viridiplantae; Streptophyta; Magnoliopsida; Aquifoliales; Aquifoliaceae
Source: the annotation of a GenBank genome assembly
AUGUUUGUUUAUUCCUUCUUCCUCCAUAGGCCACCACCGCCAUUCUCUCUCUUUCUCCUCUCCGCCGUCCACACCUCAGCUUUGUCUUCCAAAUCACUCCUCCAACCCCAUUCUCUCUUCCCUUGCACCAAAACCCAUCAACCCGUUUUCUCUCUCCCCUCCAAUACUAGAUCCCACCAAUCCAUCUCCGUCGUCCACGCAGCGGAACCUGCCAAAACCCUAGUCAUCACCAAAAAGACUCCCAAAUCAUUUGCACCACCGUCCACGGCGGCGCCAUCAAGGAAAUGGGCAGUUGACAGGUGGAAAUCCGAGAAGGCUUUGCAACUUCCAGAGUACCUAGAUGAAGCUGAGCUUGAAUUUGUGCUUAAGACCAUUGAAGCCUUCCCUCCAAUCAUUUUUGCCAAUUAUGCGAGGAGUUUGGAGGAAAAGCUUGCUGGUGCGGCGUUGGGGAAUGCUUUUUUGUUGCAAGGAGGGGAUUGUGCCGAGAGUUUCAAGGAGUUCAGUGCUAAUAAUAUUCGUGACACUUUCAGAAUAAUUCUUCAGAUGAGGGUUGUUCUUAUGUUUGGUGGACAAAUGCCUAUUAUUAAGGUGGGAAGAAUAGCGGGUCAAUUUGUCAAGCCGAGAUUAGAUCCAUUGGAGGAGAAGAAUGGAGUGAAGCUGCCAAGUUACAAGGGAGACAAUACCGAUGGUGAUGCUUUUAAUGAGAAAUUGAGAAUUCCGGACCCUUAAAGGAUGAUAAGGGCUUAGUGCCAAGCUGCGGCAACUCUGAACCUUCUUAGAGCCUUUGCAACUGGAGGUUAUGUUGCAAUGCAGAGGGUCACACAGUGGAAUCUUGAUUUUGUGAAGCACAGUGAGCAAGGAGAUAGGUUUGUAUAAGAA